GCCAGUAAGCGGAGUGAUUUGUUCGUUUGCCAUUGAUAUGCGCUGCUCAAUGCAUCUCUUUGGGCUGCUGCUCUGCACUCUGUUGCUGAUUGGCGAGUUGCAUGCCGCACCAGUUGGCGAGCAUCCGGAUCAUGCUGGUUGCAUACGUGUUACGAUCAUCAAACGUCCAUUGACCACUACGACAACAACAACAACAACGACGACGACGACAACAACAACAACAGCGGCUACUACUGUAGCAACUGUGGCACCUGGCUAGGAACUUCUUAUACCAAUAAUUCACACACACAUUUUAUUUUUGUUAAUGAUGAUCACAUGAAGUAUACGUGCGAUACAAUAGCACACAAAAAAACAUAAGCUUAAUGCUCAUUCUGUUGUAUUUUGUACUCGUUGGUAUAUAUAUACGAAAUAUUGCCAUUGGUAUAUAUGAGUUAUUGUUGGUAUAUAAAUUUGGUAUAUUUUAAGAAUCAAACUCCACGGUGUAUGCAUUUAUUGAACUUUUUUAAUUGAAGCAGUAGAGCAAUAAAAUACCAUAACAAAACAUUUAUUCAUACUUAUAGGACAUAAUUAUUGAAGUUCACGUUUAAAUAAAUGUUUUGGUGAAUCCUUGCAAAUGCUUAAAUGUACCAAAUGAAAUAUAUGGUAUAUCGAUAUGGCACUACAAUAAAAAUAUACCACAGAGUACA
Molecule: messenger RNA, 686 nt
Organism: Drosophila nasuta
Lineage: Eukaryota; Metazoa; Arthropoda; Insecta; Diptera; Drosophilidae
Exons: 1
Coding region: 38-259 (73 amino acids)
Source: RefSeq, a predicted model, not a curated record